Adineta steineri is the source of this 981-nucleotide messenger RNA. Lineage: Eukaryota; Metazoa; Rotifera; Eurotatoria; Adinetida; Adinetidae. The record is from the annotation of a GenBank genome assembly.
AUGAUUAUUCACAGAUAUACUCGACCGGCUAUUUUACGUAUUUUUUCUAAUUCAUUAUUUGCGUCAAAUUAUUCUAUUAAAACAAAUAAUCAAUCUAAACUUCCAUGGACAUCUACAGAAUCAACGAAUCAAUUACUAAAAACGUUAAAUAAUCGUGGUGAUUACGAACGUGCAUUUCGUUUAUUUGAUAAUCUUAUUAAACAAAAUAAUAUUAAUAUUAAAACAUUAUUAACUAUUAUUGAUACAUGCAUUCAAUCAAAUCAAAUUGAACGUGGUCGUCAAAUAGAAUUAUUAGUUAAUCAAUCAACGAAAUGGAAAAAUCAUAUACGUCUUCAAACAUCAUUAAUAAAUAUGUAUAUGAAAUAUCAAAUGAUUGAUCAAGCUGAAAGAAUUUUCGAAAAUAUCCAUCAAUUACCUGAAUGUGAUAUUAUUGUUUAUAAUACAAUGCUUAAAGGUUACCUUCGAAAUCAUAAAGCUGAAUAUUGUUUUAAUUUUAUUGAUAAAAUGCAAUCAAAAUUUAUACCAGAUAAUGUGACUUAUAUUCUUCUAUUAAAUGCUUGUACUGUAUUACGUGAUAAAAAUCGUGGUAAAGCAAUUCAUAAUGAAUUAUUAUCCACAUUAGAUAAUCAACAUGUUCAUUUACAUAAUACAUUAAUUGAUUUUUAUGGUAAAAUAAAUGAUAUAGAUUCGGCUGAAAAAAUUUUUGAUGAAAUGAAUUUACGUGAAACAAGUACAUAUAAUUCAUUAAUGAAAGCAUAUCUUGUUAAUAACAUGCCAUUGAAAGUAUUGGAUUUAUUUGAACAAAUGAAACAAUAUGAUUUACAUAUGACUGGACCAUUAGCAUUUAAACCUGAUUUAAUUACAUUUAUGGCUAUUUGUGAUGCAUGUGAAAAACUUGGAUUAUUAGAUAGUCCUGAUAAUUCCUAUGAAGAUUAUAAUUGGAAAAAAAUAUUUUCAAGAAGUUCAACAGUAGAAAAAUAA